AAACUAGUAGUUCAUAAAGUGACAUAUAUUUUGUACCUAUAACUUGAUUGGAAAAAGAACACCUAUUAUGGAAGGUGUGCUGAGCAGAGAUGUCAACGAAUUAUGGUUGCUCAUAUGUUAAUGUCACAUUAUUUCUGGGGUGAUUGAUAACAACAUUUAAGACUUCGUUCACAAUGGGGUAAAGGGUCAGUUUCCCAUUUGACUGCAACUAUAUAACACUCGUAACAAUUUCACAAAGUUCAUAAAACUUUACUAUAAACAGUAGUGGAGAGAGGGAGAAAAACCAAAGAAGAUUGACCAUGGCUUCUUCAUUGAGGAUCUCAAGGCUCCUCUCUCGUUCUUUUCUUUCUGCUUCCACUACUACUCCUUUGUUUUCUAGAGGCGGAAGUGGUGCUCUUGGUGCAGGGCUCAGUAAAUUCAGCACUGCUGCUGCCAUUGAAGAACCAAUUAAACCACCAAUUAAAGUAGAACACACCCAGCUCUUAAUUGAUGGAAAAUUUGUUGAUGCUGCUACUGGCAAAACUUUUCCAACGUUGGACCCCAGGACAGGAGAUGUGAUUUCUCAUGUUGCUGAGGGUGACCAUGAAGAUGUUGAUCGAGCAGUUGCAGCUGCUCGCAAAGCCUUCGACCGCGGACCUUGGCCAAAGAUGACAGCCUAUGAAAGACAAAGGAUAUUGCUGCGUGCUGCUGAUCUGUUUGAAAAGCACAAUGAUGACCUUGCUGCACUCGAGACUUGGGAUAAUGGGAAGCCAUAUGAACAGUCUGCUCAAAUCGAAAUUCCAAUGCUGGUUCGCCUAUUUCGAUACUAUGCUGGUUGGGCAGAUAAGAUUCAUGGUCUCACAGUUCCAGCUGAUGGGCCAUAUCAUGUGCAAACAUUGCAUGAACCCAUUGGUGUUGCCGGUCAGAUCAUUCCGUGGAACUUCCCUCUUGUCAUGUUUGCCUGGAAGGUUGGGCCAGCAUUGGCCUGUGGUAACACCAUUGUUCUCAAAACAGCUGAGCAGACUCCAUUAUCUGCUUUGUAUGCAUCAAAGUUGCUUCAUGAGGCUGGACUGCCUCCUGGUGUUCUGAAUAUAAUAUCUGGCUUUGGUCCAACUGCCGGUGCUGCUAUUGCUAGUCACAUGGACAUAGAUAAGCUUGCUUUCACUGGUUCAACCGAAACUGGAAAAAUUGUCCUUGAACUGGCGGCUAGAAGUAACCUUAAGCCUGUAACUUUGGAGCUUGGUGGGAAAUCCCCAUUCAUUGUAUGCGAAGAUGCUGAUGUAGAUGAGGCUGUUGAGCUAGCACACUUUGCAUUAUUCUUUAAUCAGGGACAAUGCUGCUGUGCCGGGUCUAGAACAUUUGUACACGAACGUGUGUACGAUGAAUUUAUUGAGAAAGCAAAGGCACGCGCUUUGAAGCGUGCUGUUGGUGAUCCAUUCAAGGGGGGAAUAGAGCAAGGUCCUCAGAUUGAUUCAGAACAAUUUCAGAAAAUACUGAAGUAUAUUAGAUCCGGUGUUGAAAGUGGAGCUACUCUUGAAACCGGAGGAGAUAGAUUUGGCAACUCGGGCUUCUAUAUUCAGCCUACUGUCUUCUCAAAUGUUAAGGAUGACAUGCUGAUUGCGAAGGAAGAGAUCUUUGGCCCAGUGCAAAGCAUAUUAAAAUUCAAGGACCUUGAUGAUGUGAUUCAAAGAGCAAAUAACACACACUAUGGCCUUGCAGCAGGGGUGUUCACAAAAAACAUUAACACAGCUAAUACUUUGACUAGAGCAUUGAGAGCUGGAACAGUGUGGGUGAACUGCUUUGAUACAUUUGAUGCAGCAAUUCCCUUUGGAGGGUACAAAAUGAGUGGUCAAGGAAGAGAAAAAGGAGAAUACAGUCUCAAGAAUUACUUGCAAGUGAAGGCUGUUGUUACAUCCUUGAAGAACCCAGCUUGGCUUUGAACAUCAUUAGCUUUAGAUUUAUUUGAUGAAAAGAUUAAUAAAUAGGCUCCAAUAAUAAAGAUCAUUAAAUUGGGUUUAUUCCAUUCAUAGUUUCUGAUAAUGAUGAAAAUAAUCUAGUUUCUUUUUCUGUUUUCCCCCCUGCAUUUUAUGGGUAGAGCGAAAUAUACUAUGGAGUCUAUGGUAUAAAAUUCAACGUAGAGGUGAAUUUCUGGUUGGGACUGGAAUCAAAUUUGUAUAAUGAUGGAUGUAAAUUUCAUAUUACCUGUUCUCAAAGGACAUUGUUCGUUUUUAGUAAAUGGCAAUGUUAUGAUUUGAACUGUGAUUCAACUA
Molecule: messenger RNA, 2249 nt
Organism: Glycine soja
Lineage: Eukaryota; Viridiplantae; Streptophyta; Magnoliopsida; Fabales; Fabaceae
Product: aldehyde dehydrogenase family 2 member B7, mitochondrial-like
Exons: 11
Coding region: 300-1919 (539 amino acids)
Molecular function (GO): aldehyde dehydrogenase (NAD+) activity
Source: RefSeq, a predicted model, not a curated record